Molecule: messenger RNA, 999 nt
Organism: Naegleria lovaniensis
Lineage: Eukaryota; Heterolobosea; Eutetramitea; Acrasida; Naegleriidae
Exons: 1
Coding region: 1-999 (332 amino acids)
Biological process (GO): mannosyl-inositol phosphorylceramide biosynthetic process
Molecular function (GO): mannosyltransferase activity
Source: RefSeq, a predicted model, not a curated record
AUGACUGUCACAAAAUUGGGUUCUUCAAGAACCUUACUUAGCUGCGUUGCCUUAGGGGUAUUAUGCUUGCUACUGUGGAGGUAUUAUCGAUCUAAUCCGAAGAGUCAAAAAGCCUUCCGUCCCUAUACGCACCAGCAUCAUGGUAAAUGUUUAUCAAAUUUAUAUUCAUCUCUUCAGGAUCCAUCAUUAGAAAAUAACAAGAUACCUCAAACAAUUAUACAGACCUACGUACCCGCUAGUAUGGAUCAGAUACCGCUCUCCAUGAAACAAGCAAUGAAUUCAUUCAAAGUUCUGAAUCCUGAUUAUUCUCAUAAAUAUUUCGGAGAUGAUGCUGCUUUGCAAAUUCUAAUUGACAAUUUUGGAAAUGAUUCAGAUGAAGUGUUUGCAUUCAGAAAUUUAAUUCCAGGAGCAUUCAAAAUUGAUUUUUGGAGAUAUGCCAUGUUGUGGUUAUUUGGAGGAUUUUAUGCUGAUGCAGACAUGAUGUUGUUGGAACCAUUUGAGAAAUGGAUUUCACCAAAUUCAACUUUUAUCAUUCCCUUGGAAAAGAUUGGUUUUGGAUUUCACAAUGGUUUCAUUGGAAGUGUUCCAAAACAUCCAAUUUUACGAAUUGCCAUGGACAUGGUUAUUUACAAUGUCAAGAACAAGUUUUAUCCAAGCGUUCCUUCGCUAUUAAAAGGACAAUUUCAAGUUCUUGCUGUGAGUGGACCUAUUUUACUUGGAAAAGCCAUCAAUCGAUACCUCAAUGAACCCGACGAAGUGAGGCAUAAUCUUCCCCUGAUGCGAGAGAAAAGAAUUCAAGUCAUUGGAUUUUGUUCUGCCUCACCGAAAGAAGAAGACAAUUUUUAUACGGACCAGUUGUCACCCCCAAAUGAAUUGAGCAAGUGUCUUGGAAACAAAGUUGCCCGAUCCAAGUACCCAGACUUUGAACUGGAGCACAAAGCAGCAACACAAACAAAACACUAUGACUUGUUGUUCAGAGAUAAAAUUGUUUAUAGGUGA